AAAGCAUUUUAUACAGUUAUAUAUAUAGAGAAAGAAAGAGAGAUAUAGAGAGAAUCGAAAUGGAAAUUGUAUUAAAGGAAAAAUGUUGCCUUUGACUGCGAAUUGCGGGCAGCCAGAAGCCAAGCGAGCAACAGCCACGUCAUCAUAGCUCACACACAGACACACAGACAGACAGACACACAUGGCACUACUACACUAGCACACAAAUAUAUAUACAGUUAUAUACAUAUAUAAAGGCAAACGGAAUCAGGCCACAAGAGCGAACAAGUCGAGCGCUUUGCUUUGCCUUGCGCUGAGACGUCCUGGCCUGGCUGUAAGGGACACGAAGGACAACAGAAACGUGGCAAGGACACACACACCCCCACCACACCAGUGGGCGUGUCAGGCGUGACUGUCUAACAUAUAUAUAUACAUAUAUAUAUUGCACAUCAAUCAAGUCGCAGAGUCCGAGGCAACUCACACGAUGUCGGCGCAUAACUAGAGCCUUGUAAACAAACAGGCAAACGGAAGCAACAUAAAGGAUACACUCAGGACACUGGACACUGGACACUGGGCAUACACACACACACGCACAAACAGUGGAUAGACAAUGGCGCGACGCAAGGGCAGCGGACGUGGCAAAUCCACUGUUAAUUCUCGUAAAAAUACUUUGGAGUCAACGCGCGAGAAAUUGAAAGAUGAGCCAACAGCAGCAAACACAUCGCAGGCGAGCAAAUUCGAUGAGACUAUGGAAAGUGCAGCAACAACAACGGCAACAGCAACAAACACAGCGAAGCAACAUUACAAAACAGCAAACAAACAAUACAAAGUGAGCAACACGCGACGUGCAACAGCAGCAGCAGCAGCAGCAGCGGCCGCCGCAGCACAGGCAACAACGACAACAACAACAGCAGCAACGGCAACAACUAAGAAGCAAACAUAUCGCAGCAGCAAUACAACUGCUGCAACAACAGCAACAACAACAACACUGAAAACAAACAACAACAACAACAAAGUCAAGGCAACAACAGCAACAAGUGAAGCAAACGAAGCAACUGAAGCAACUGAAGCAACCGAAGCAACAGCAAUUGACAACAACAAAAGCAAACGAGAUAAUUUAAGCGAAUUGCCAGCUAAAAUUGCUGACAGCAACAGCAGCAGCAGCAGCAACACAAGUAACAACAACAACAACAACAACAGUGAUAAUAGUAUUAGUGAAAAUAAUUAUGAGUUUAAGGCUAGAGAUAAAGCGAACGUAAGUGAUAGCAAAAUGACGCUACAGCACAGCAGCAACACCACCACCACCACAAACAGCAACAACAACAACAACAAUAACAUUAGUAUCAGCAGUGGCAGUGGCAGCAGCACAAACAACAAUGAUGCUGCUGCAGCAACAGCAACAGCAAUUGCUGACUGGAAGAGCAGCUCGAACAAUUUGCGCUAUUUGCACAAGAAGUUCAAACGUUUGGCCAGCACCACAGAAACGGAAGCUCCAGACGAACCAACACUGCGCACCACGUCGCUGUCGUCGAACAGCUCAGUGUCGCCGCCAACGCAAUUGCCGCUGGUCAAUGGGCAUGAGCACAGCAACAGCAACAGCAUCAGCAACAGCAACAGCAACAGUCAUGAGACCGAGAGCUAUAGCAAAAAUGCGGCUGUUGCUGUUGCUGGCGUGCCACGCACGCGUACGCCUUUGAGCAACAGCAGCAACAUCAACAUUAGCAGCAGCAGCAGCAGCAACUAUGCCAGCAAUGCAACAUUGUCGCCAGCCACAUUUGCACAGCAUCAGCAGCAGACGCAGCCAACGACAACAGCAGCAGCAACAGUCACACCAGCAGCAACAGCCAAGCCAGCAGCAACUGGCCUCAGCCGCUACGUCUGCCCGUAUUGCAAUCUGAUUUGUGCCAAGCCCUCGGUCCUGCAGAAGCACAUCCGCGCCCACACGAACGAGCGGCCGUACCCCUGCGAGACAUGCGGCAUUGCCUUCAAGACGAAAAGCAACUUCUACAAGCAUUGCCGCUCCCGCUCGCACACGGCGCGCAUGCGCGGCCUGGACGUGCCGGCCCACGAGGCGGAUGGACUGUCCGACCAGGAUGGCGACGGAGAUCUCAGCAACAGCAGCUCGGAGCUGUUGAGUGUGGAAAUUCUAAGUAGCGCCGAUUCGCCAUAUGAUGAGCAGUCGAUGGCCUCGCCGACGCCCUCGCCCUCUACGCUGUCGGCGGCGAAGAGCGCGUACCUGCAACAGCCCCCACUGCCGCAGCACAUGCAACAGUUGCCGCUGGGCUCGCCUGCUGCUGGCACAUUGCCGCCGGCAACAGUCGAGAAUUUGCACUCGGCGACCGCGCAGCAUCGACAGUCGAUUGACUACAAGCCAUACAAGCCAAAAUUUCACAAUGCAGCGCUCUAUGCGCCAGGCAGCAGCAAGGAGCAACAGCAGCAGCAGCAGCAGCAGCAGCAACAGCAGCAACAGCAACAGCAGCAACACCAGCAGCAGCAGCAGCAGCCGUUGCUGCUACAGCAACAGCAACAGAAGUUGCCGCAGCCUCUGCUCGUGCAUCCCACGCUCUCGCCCAGCACGCAGCUGAAGCUGAAUCUGCACAUCAACUCGCAUCAGCAGCAGCUGCAGCUGCAACAACAUCAGCAGCUCCAGCAGCAGCAGCAACAGUUGCUGCUGGCAGCAGCUGCUGCUGCGGGCAAUGCUGUCGCCCUGCCGCCACCUCCACUGCCCACUUACUACUUGGGGCAGGCGCCAUAUUACAACCCCACGGCGGCAAUGCAUCAGCAUGCGUUGGCGCUGCAGUAUCAGCAACAUUAUCAGUUGCAGCAGCAUCAGCAACAACAUCUGCAGCAGCAGCAACAGCAACACUCGCCACUGCUCAAGGCGCCAGCACAGCCGCAACAGCAACAGUUGCUGCCACAGCAGCAGCUGCCUCGCACUAAUAGUCAACAGGCAACAGCAGCAGCAGCACCUGCCACGCCCACACCUGUAGGCAAUUUGAGCAGCUUUGCCAGUGGCAUGCAAGUGAAUGUGGAAAAGGUGCAGGAACACAUUUCGAAAUUGAUCUCACAGAACGAAGCCAUUGUGGAGAAUAAGGAAAUAUUGCUGCAGAAGAAAUAUCCCAAGCAAUUGAAUCGUUCGCGCAGCUUCAACAACGCCAACAACAACAAUAGUAGCAGCAACAACAGCAACAGCAGCAGCAACAACAACAACAGCAGCCAGCAGUUGGGCGAUGCAAAAGUAAAUCUAGCACAGAGCAUAGUACAAAAGCAGCAGCAACAGCAACAGCAGGUGCAAUUGCAGCAGCAACAACUACAACAACAACAACAACAACACAUUCAACAAUAUCGAGUCAUUGAGCCAGUGAAUGGAUUGCUCAAACGCAGCAGCAGCAGCAGCACUGGCAACAGCAACAAUGCUUAUGCUAACCUAAAAGCCACGCCUCCUCCUGCUGCCUUGAAUGUCAAAUUGCCGCCGCCGCCGCCAGCMACAAUGUUGCAAUUGCUGCAUUAUCGCCAGGAUCCAGCAAUGCCUUUAAACAAACUCGAGCAGCAGCAACAGCAGCAGCAGCAACAGGCGACGCCCGCGCAGCAGCCCUUAAAUCUGUCCGCCAAACCAAAGCCAGCAAAGGCAGCGACAACAGCAGCAGCACCUGCACCAGCAACAGCAGCAGCACCAGCAGCAACAACAGCAGCCGCACCACCAGCAGCUGUUGCCACAGCCGCUGCAAACAAUUCCAUUAUCAAGAAUCUGUUGCUCAACGCGCGUGGGUUGGCCGUGCCCAUUGGCGAGGGCGACGACGCCGUCUACUCCUGCCCGAUCUGCGCCAACGAGUUCCGCAGCGCCGACGAGCUGAAGCAGCACAACAGCACCUACUGCCAGGACGCCAGCAGCAGUGCGCCCAUCAGCCCCGCCUCCUCGCCCAGCAGCAAGUACUUUCGCUCCAACUCCAUCUCCUUCAGCCUGCCGGAGCUCAAGUCGCACAUGGCCAACUCGAAGAACCCGCUGUCCUUGGCCAAGCUGGCCUGGUCCCAGCUCAAGACGAAGCCGAGCAGCCUGGUGCUGAAUCGGCUGAGCGCGGCGCAGUCGCCGGCGCGGACCAGCACGACGGCGACAACGGUUGCUGGCAGCAGCGGUGGCAGCAGCAACUAUCUGGCAGCCACUGUGGCAGGCAGCAGUGCUAGCAGCAGCACUCCAACAGCAACAAUUGCUAGCAGCAACAGCAACAACAGCCUGUACAGCAACAGCCACAAUCUGCCAGCAACUGUUGCCGUUAGCAUCGACGCCAACAACGUUGCCCUGCGCUUCGUGGACGCCCCCUUGCCCUCGCCUGGCCCGCUCCUGGGCAAGACCCCGCUCGUCGACUACGCCGCGCCCCGCAAGGCCGCCGACGCCCAAGUCGUGAUCACCAAAAUGCACGAGGAUCGCCUCGAGAACAUCAUCAGCGAGAGCUCGGCGAAGCGGCCGAAGCUGAGCAACGACAGCGCCUUUGCGCUGCCCCCGGCAACAGCAACAGCAGCAGCAGCAGCAACAGCAACGGGCGUGCAGCAGCAACAGUUGAUGUUCGGCAACAGCCAGGAGUUGCCUGGAUUCAACACGGGCAAGGAGGAGCGUUUGAGACGCUUCACCUCGUCGGGCGGCUCGAUGAUCCCCAUCUCGGAGUGCCCCGAGCUGGACAAGAGCCCCAAGAUGAUCCGGACUCCGUUGCUGUCAGGCGGCAGCUUUCAGGAAAUGUCGCCCCGACUGAGUGACCCCAAGCCGAAGCCCGCAUUUCUGCUCAAUGCCAGCAACAACAACAACAACAUCAUCAGCAACAGCAACAGCAACAAUAGCUCGCAGCAUUUCCAGUUCCCGCCCAUCAACUCGAUAACCGCCUUCAAUCCGCUCACGCUGCCCGCCAUGAGCGAGUCGAGCGGCAAAGCGAUUCCCUACGUGCCGGGCAUUCCGGGCCCGAGCAGCCUCACAUUGCUGCCAGUACCGCCGCCGCCGCAACAGCUGYUGCUGCAGCGUCCGCCCGCCGUCGAUGCGCCGCCCUUCAAGAAGUCGCUGUCGCCCUUCGGGGGCGUGCAGAAUCUGCCCAGCGAGUUCAGCCGACAGCCGCCGACGCCCGCCCAGCGCAAUGCGCUGCAGUGGCAGAGCAACAGCAGCAACAGCGGCAGCAAGCUGGCAGCAACUGUUGCUGCUGCUGGCGACGGCCCGGGCAUGCAAAAGUUCAAUUUCCUGCGCAUGGCUGACAAUGUGAAGGAGCAGCAGCCGCAGCAGGAGGUGCGGCACUUUAUAUUCGAUCCGCUGCAUGUGGAAACGCCAGAAAACGAAGCGACAACAGCAACAGCAGCAGCGACAGCAGCAACAUCAAGUGCUGCGGCAACAACAUCAGCUGGAGCUGCAUCAACUGUUGCCAGUAAGACGAAAUUCCUGCGUCCCACGAGUCUCCCGCUCAAGCCGGGCACGUUCACGCCCAAGCGCCAUCACGGGAUCACCCCGACUGCGAAUACCCUGCCGCUGAUCUCGCCCGAGACGCCGCGCCCGUCCAAGUCGUGCGUGCAGCUCUACCUGAACGGCCACGCCUACACCUACCUGGGCCUCAAGUGCAGCACCAAGAUGUUCUACUGCACAGUGAACUGCCCGCAGCCCUCGUACGUGGCCGGCAUGCACAAGCUGUCGAUGUACAGCGUCUGGCAGGUGUGCGAGGAGAACCAGCCGCACCCGCUCGGCCUCAAGCCGAAGCAGGUGAUGUCGCUCUACGACUCCAGGCAGAAGAUGUUCGGCGCGGGCUUCACGGUGGUCCAGGCGGGCGCCAAUGCGCACAGCUACGCGCUCGUCGGCUCCCAGCAGACGAUCAGCAGCUGCUCCACCGUGAACAACGCCCAGAGCAAGUUCUACCAGCACCAGGCGAAGCAGGCGCCAGCCAUCGGGGCGCUCAGCGAGGCGAAUGUGGCGGCCAAGGCGAGCGAGGAGGCAGCCAAGAAGCUGGAGUCCGGCCAGCUGCUGGUGGGCGGCUAUGAGUCGAACGAGGACUACACCUACAUACGCGGACGUGGACGUGGCCGCUACGUCUGCUCCGAGUGCGGCAUUCGCUGCAAGAAGCCCUCCAUGCUGAAGAAGCACAUUCGCACGCACACGGACGUGCGUCCGUUCACCUGCAGCCACUGCAGCUUCAGCUUCAAGACCAAGGGCAACCUGACCAAGCACAUGCAAUCGAAGACGCACUUCAAGAAAUGCAUUGAGCUGGGCAUCAAUCCAGGCCCAAUGCCAGCGGAUGGCGAAUUCCUGGACGUGGACGUGGAGUUCGAUCAGCAAUCCUCGACCUCGGCUGGCGGACGCACUUCCUCCAUGGCCGGCGACUCUGCAGAUUCGGAUGAUUAUAGCGACAACGAAUCGGAGAGCAGCGACACAGACGAAUCCAAGUCCCGCCUGAAGGAGCAUGAGGCUGCGCGCGGCCUGCUCUCGCUGUCGAUGACGCCGCCCAUACCGCAGAGUGUCUCGCCCUAUCCCGCGCAGCUGGAGACUAGCAUGUCCGCAGCGAGUCCAGCGAACAGCAUUGGCUCGGCGGGCGGUGCUUCCACGCAGCCCAAGCGGCAGGUGUGCUCCUUCACGUCGCCCAAGCCGCCGUUUGACUACCAGAAGCAGGAGCAAUACUACUCCAAUCCCGAGGAGUCGAAGCCCAAGCGCCAAGUGCCGACGGAUGAGAGCAGUGCGCCAAUGGACUUGACUAAGCCGAGGCCAAUCACCUCGGCAGCAGCAGGAGCAGCAGCAACGGCAGCAACAUCAUCAGCGGCAGCUGCAGCGGCAACAGUUGCUGCCAUGGAACUGCCCAAGUCGCAGGCACAGCAGAUGCGCGAUGUCAUCUUCGGUGCGGGCAACAACGAGUGUGGCUUCAUGAAGACUUUGAUCUCGGUGUCGGACAAGGUGCGAAUCUCGGCCGAGAUGGAGGAGCAGGCGAAGCGCGAGAACGGGGGCGAGGAUGUGCUGCUGCACACGUACAUCAAGGAGCAGGCGCUGCACAACGCCAAGCGCAAGCAGAGCUUGUACAACAGCAGCAGCUACCUGACGACAACCACCACCAGCAGCAGCAUCAGCAACAGCAGCAGCACCACUACCAGCAGCAGCAGCAUGCCCAUUGUGAGCAGCAGUCAGCAGAGGGUUGGCUUGAUAUAUCACGAGCUGCCCAGCAUCGAGGUGCACGAGCCGGAGUCAACGGAGCUGGGAGAGCUAGAGAAGGAGCAGGAGCAAAUGGAGCAGCAGCAGCAGCAACAGUUGAAAGCAAUUGCUGUGAGCAGCCAGGAUAAGCAAUCCGAAGAGCGACAGCAGCAGGCAACAGCAACUGUCCCAGCUGCUGCUCCUGCUCCUGCUCCUGCUGCAGCCACGCACAAUGCCAACUUGCCAGCUGCAGUGCAGCAGCCAGACGCCAUCGACUUCAAGGGCGUGCUGAGCAACAGCAACAACACGAAGCCCAUUGUGACAACAGCAACGGCAACUGUUGCCGCCGCCUCAGCAACAGCUACAGCUAUAGUCAAGGUGUUGGCCACAGAGGAGGGCUACAACAAGCCGAGCAGCGAGCCGGCAACAGCAACAGCUGCUGCCACAGCAACAACUGCAGCCACCCCGACAACAACAACAGCCAGCGGCAGCAGCAGCUACGCCGGGCGAGUGGUGCCAGCGCCGCCGCCGCCCAUUGCCAGCGAUGCGCGCCCCACGUGCCUGCUGUGCAGCAAGACGUUCCAGCGGCAGCAUCAGCUGACGCUGCACAUGAACAUCCACUACAUGGAGCGCAAGUUCAAGUGCGAGCCGUGCAGCAUCUCGUUCCGCACGCAGGGCCAUCUGCAGAAGCAUGAGCGCUCCGAGGCGCACCGCAACAAGGUGAUGAUGACGUCCACCUUCGGCGUGCCGACCACGUCGAAUCCGCGCCCGUUCGAGUGCACGGACUGCAAGAUUGCCUUUCGCAUACACGGCCACCUGGCCAAGCACCUGCGCUCGAAGACGCACGUCCAGAAGCUGGAGUGCCUGCAGAAGCUGCCCUUCGGCACGUAUGCGGAGAUCGAGCGGGCGGGCAUCAGCCUGACGGAGAUCGAUACGAGCGACUGCGAGAACUCGCUGAUCUCGCUCAAGCUGCUGGCCCAGAAGCUGCUCGAGAAGGACCCCAACAAGCUCAGUGGCUACACGACGCCGUCGGGCAUGCUGCAGCUGGUGGGCGGCGGCGGCAGCGGCAGCGGCAGCGAGAUGCCAGCUGCCAACCAGGACAGCGCCUCGGAGGACGGCUUCAGCGCGGCGAACAGCGCCGCGGCCUCGGCCAUCGCCUCGCUGGACAACGACAGCGCCGGCAACACGCCGCAGCGCGCCAGCUCCAUGUCCGAGGACGAGACGAACGGCCUGACCAACGGGCUGAGCCUGAAGCGCCGCCUGCCCGCCAGCAGCUUCAGCAGCAGCAACGGCGACGAGAGCGACAAUCCGCUGGAGACGAGCGAGAAGCGCGCGAGGAGCAACACGAAUGAGUUGACUCUGCCCAUUGCCGGCAGCAACUGACAAUAUAUGUACAUGCUGCAGCAUACCUGAGUGUGGCCCUACGCCUGGCCGGCGCCACCGGGGCCCAAGCCCCAUUUGAUGCCAAACGCCGCUCUCACUCUCACUCCCGCUCCCAUUCCCAAUUCCAAUCCCAAUCAGAUACCAAUUCAAGUCCUAUCAGCGAGCCACAGUGGCUGCGGCAAUGACCAAAACAUCAACGAGCGCAUAUCAAAUGUCUAAGCAUAUCGCAUUUGGGCACACAA
Molecule: messenger RNA, 8742 nt
Organism: Drosophila arizonae
Lineage: Eukaryota; Metazoa; Arthropoda; Insecta; Diptera; Drosophilidae
Gene: shn
Product: zinc finger protein schnurri
Biological process (GO): regulation of transcription by RNA polymerase II
Cellular component (GO): nucleus
Molecular function (GO): RNA polymerase II cis-regulatory region sequence-specific DNA binding; zinc ion binding; DNA-binding transcription factor activity, RNA polymerase II-specific
Source: RefSeq, a predicted model, not a curated record